Molecule: messenger RNA, 5569 nt
Organism: Pygocentrus nattereri (red-bellied piranha)
Lineage: Eukaryota; Metazoa; Chordata; Actinopteri; Characiformes; Serrasalmidae
Gene: stard13b
Product: StAR-related lipid transfer (START) domain containing 13b
Exons: 18
Coding region: 355-4836 (1493 amino acids)
Biological process (GO): actin cytoskeleton organization; signal transduction; regulation of Rho protein signal transduction
Molecular function (GO): GTPase activator activity; protein binding; lipid binding
Source: RefSeq, a predicted model, not a curated record
CCCCUCCUCUGUUUGGCUCAGUCAAUGCAAGCUGAAGCCUCUUGUUGCUUGUGGCGUUUCUCGGGAAUCUGUGAUGACAGAACUCACAUACGGAGUGAGAGAGGGAGAGAGAGAGAAAGAGGGAGAAAGAGAGAAAGAGCUGGAGUUCACCUGGACUACUCACUGCCUUCACUAUGACCCUCACUGGACUGUACAGACUGUAAGCCGGAUAUAGGUGUACCUCUGCUAAUUUUUGCCUUUUGACGGACCAGCCUUCUCCAGAUGUUUAAAUAUGACAGAAACAGUAGGCUUUGGCUUCACACUAAGACUCUUCUUGGUAUACCUUGUGACUAGUGCCAAGCUGUAGAAAAGGUCAUGGAGGCUCUAUCCAUGGUGACUUUGGAGGGGCAACCAACCUCAGCGACACCACUGACCCCCAAAAUGACUUUUUCAGCAUUGAAGUCAACAGCAGGGAUGACUGAGGAUGGAAAUAAGACCAUGAGGAACAUUUCUUCUGAGAAUGUUGUAAACGUAGCACCCGAGAAGCAGGAAAAUGCAGAGCGUAAUGUGGAGAAUGAAGAUUUCAUACAAUCAGAACAUGCUUGUGCACCACAAGACAGCAAACUGGGAUCUAUUCUAAACCUCCCCACGCUAACGAAGGAAUACAAUUAUACAACUGGAAACACUGUGAUUGAGAACAAAGAUGAUCUUAAUGGUUGCUGUUAUGGAUCUGACUUUGUGUGUCUCUUACAAGAAGACAACCAGGCAGUGUUGUUCUCAGAUGGUCCAACACUAAAUGGCCAUGCUGUGGACACUGUAGCUAACUCCAAACCUCUUUGCCCUGUUUGUUCUUCAAAGAUGAGCUCCCAGGUAGACCACACUCAUCUUCCAAUGAACUCCAGUUUGCCAAGUGAUCCUUUAUCUAGCACUGCCCCAAGUAAUGAGGCAGGUGAAUUGCCACGGAUCAUCAAGCACAAGCCAAGUUCCAUCACGUUUGCAGAUUACACCUUUCUUCCAGCUUCCGUCCAGGGCGUCCAUGAAAGUUCUGAUUCUGGUGAGUCUUCUUCUUCUGAGGAGGAGGAUGAUGAUGAUGAUAACGUCUUCACACAGAUGCCUCAGAACAGGGAGACUGUCCUUACCUCUCGACGGAGGAGAGGUGGAAGGAGGCAAGGGAUUGUUGGAGAAGCAGCUAAGUGGGACCCAGACUCCAACGCCAGGCUCGGUACUGGUGGCUACGAGGGGGAAGGAGAGAGUAACAGCCAUGAGGAGUCUCCUCUGGUUCUGCUGUCUCCCUGGUCUGAAUCCAUGACCCAGCUCAUGAAGAAACUGGAUCAGCUCAACCUGGACAUAGAAGAAGCUCUCAGUGCUGGCUCCUCGCCCUCAGACACACCCGGCACUACCCGGAGACACACAGCCAAUGACAAAACCUCUCAGCAGAGCGCAGCAGCGUUGGGGACAGAGGGAAAGCAAUCCCUCAUCAACAUGGCCAGAGGACCAGAAUGGAAGGAAUGCCACGGCCAGGGAAUCUUCUCUACGGACACUUCCUCUGUGACCAGAACAUGUCCCAGAAAGGCAGAGAUGUCCAUCAAGACUAAACGUGGAGGAGCAGAGAUUGAGGCGAAGGAAGCGUGUGAUUGGCUGCGGGCUGCAGGAUUCCCCCAGUACGCACAGCUCUUUGAAGAUUCACAGUUUCCAAUAGACAUCUCUCCUGUGAAGAAAGAUCAUGACUUCUUGGAUAAGGACCUUGUGGAACCUCUGUGCCGGCGGCUAAACACGUUGAACAAGUGCGCUUCACUGAAACUUGACGUGAAUCUUCCAAAAAAGAAAAGCGAGGACUCCGAUGAGGACGACCUGUUUGCUAUUAGUGACAAAUGGACUUUUGAGUGGACCAGUCGACGUUGGUCCAGACUCCAGGAUAUCGAUUGUCUCCUGGAGAGUGUUGAGCACGAGGAGAGGCCAGAAGAUUGUGCCCUACGGACAACGCCCAGCAGUGAGAGUGUUCUGACUGACCUGAGUGAGCCUGAAGUUUCCUCUUUGCACAGUGAAAGCAGCAGUGGAGGAGUGCGAGGUCACAGCGCUGAGGAUUCAGACGGCUCGCACCACUCUCGCUCGGACUCGGCUGCAACCAUGCCUGACCGGACCUCACUGGGCGUGGCCCACCAUGCCCGAUCACACCUUGGCAGUGGUGGCUCUCACCACACAUGCUCAGACCCAGCAACCAUGCACGAGAAUACCUCACUGGUGGUUGCCAACUUGCCUCCUGACCUUCCUUGCUACGGCUCACUUCCCAUCAAGCAUGGUAAGCGUGGCCGGGCACGAGCUAAGGACUUCCUGCAGCGCAUGGAAGUGCUGCGGUCGCGUGGAACACUGAGCGGAGGCCGCAGGACCUUAGUAAUUGGUGCGCCUGUUCUCCAGCACGAACCUGAAACAGUGAAGGCUCUUCGCUGCGUGGAAAUUAAUGUAAAUGGCGAUGGAGGGCUGCCUGAACCACCCUCCAGUGCUGGCCUACAGUCCAGCAGCGACGGCAGCAGCAGUCAAUCCAGUACACCCAGCCUGAAGGACCGCAAGGCCAUCCGCAAUGACCACAAGCGCAGUGGCAUGUACCUGGAGGACCUGGAUGUGUUCUCCAGUGUGGUUCAGGGCAAAAGGGUGGCAGAGCAGAACCGUCGCAAUGAGCUCCACUCUUAUGAAGACCUAGUUGUCCAUAUCCCCAAAGACCACAAGCCUGGGACAUUUCCCAAAGCACUUUCCAUUGAAAGUCUCUCGCCCACAGCUGCACCUAUCAGCAGGCUUCCGGAGGUCCAACGUCAACCCAGCAUAAAAGAGCCACGACCUAUCACCCAGUGCUGCUCACGGGGCAGCCGGAUUAGCAUCUACGACAAUGUGCCUGGCUCUCACCUCUACGCUAGCACAGGAGAUCUAAUCGACCUGGAGAAGGAGGAUCUAUUUCCACACUUGGACGAUAUACUGCAGCACGUAAAUGGACUGCAGCAGAUUGUGGAUCAUUGGUCCAAAAAUGUUCUGCCCACAGGAGAGAGUGCAGAGAAGGGCCAGAAGGGGGAGGUGGAUGGAAACAUCCAGUCGUCCAGCCACAUCACGCUGGAUUUAGAGGGUCACUCUAUGCUAGAGGGGCAGGCCACCCCCAGUGAUGGUGAUAGGGAUGCCAUCUCGCUGAAUGAAACUGAAUCUACUGGCAUGAGAGAAAGGAGAGACUCCGGUGUUGGCGCUUCACUCACCAGACCAAACCGUUUGCGAUGGCCCAGUUUCCAAAUAUCCAACCGCCUCAGCCAUUCAGUGGCCUCCCUCCAGAUCACCAACCAGUCCGCAGGUCAACUCAGCCUUCUGCAGAAGUUCUCCUUGCUGCGACUGACGGCUAUCAUGGAGAAAUACUCAAUGUCCAACAAGCAUGGCUGGACCUGGUCAGUACCAAAGUUCAUGAAGCGGAUGAAGGUGCCUGACUAUAAGGAUAAGAACGUGUUUGGUGUUCCUCUGAUUGUGCACGUGCAGCGCUUCGGUCAGCCCCUACCUCUAGGCCUCCAGCAGGCUCUCCGCUACCUCAGGAGUCAGUGUCUCGACCAGGUGGGCCUCUUCCGCAAGUCGGGGGUGAAGUCUCGCAUCCAGGCGCUCAGGCAGAUGAACGAGAGCUCUCCAGAGGAUGUUAACUAUGAAGAUCAGUCUGCUUAUGAUGUGGCUGACAUGGUCAAACAGUUCUUCAGAGACCUACCUGAGCCUCUCCUCACCAGCAAACUGGGAGAAACCUUCCUCCAUAUUUACCAAUAUGUGCCUAAGGACCAGCGCCUGCAGGCGGUUCAGGCAGCCAUCAUGCUGAUGUCAGACGAGAACAGGGAAGUGCUGCAGACUUUGCUCUGCUUCCUCAGUGAUGUCACUUCCUCCGUGCAGGAGAACCAGAUGACGCCAAUGAAUAUCGCUGUGUGUCUGGCUCCCUCACUGUUUCACCUCAACAUCCUGAAGAAGGACAACCUCUCUCCCAGAGCCAUGCAGAAGAAAUAUGCCACUGGGCGGCCAGACCAAAAGGACCUGAAUGAAAACCUGGCUGCCACCCAGGGCCUGGCACACAUGAUCACAGAGUGUAACCGGCUGUUCGAGAUCCCCCAUGAAAUGGUGACCCAAUCAAGAAACUCGUACGUUGAGGCUGAGCUGCAGGCCCCAACGCUGGAGGAGCUGUGUAAGCAGCAGCACCCGCAGCAGGAGGAGGAGGAGGAGGAAGUCUCAUGGCCUGCACACUUAGAAACGCGGCUGCAAAGCCUGUUCAAAGAGGCCAGGGACAAAGCCAAGGGCUGGGUGUCCUGCCAGAGUGCUGACAACACCGAGCUCUCAUACAAGAAGGUCGGGGAUGGGAACCCACUGCGCCGCUGGCGGGUUUCCGUGGAGGUGGAGGCUCCUCCUUCAGUGGUGCUGAACCGUGUGCUGCGAGAGCGCCACCUGUGGGACGUGGACCUGCUGCAGUGGAAAGUGUGUGAAGCCCUGGAUAAGCAGACUGAGAUCUUCCAGUACGUUCUGAACCGCAUGCCCCCGCACCCCAGCAGAGACUUCAUAGUGCUCAGGUCAUGGAGGACGGAUUUACCUCGGGGCGCAUGCUCUCUCGUGUCCGUCUCCAUAGAGCAUGACUGUCCGCUCUUAGGUGGGGUCAGGGGGAUUGUGCUGGAGUCUAACUACCUGCUGGAGCCCUGCGGCUCAGGAAAGUCACGACUUACACACAUCUGCAGAGUGGACCUCAAAGGGAGAACUCCAGAGUGGUACAACAAGGCGUUUGGUCACCUUUGUGCCGCAGAAGCCGCCCGUAUCCGCAACUCCUUUCAGCCGAUCCAUGCCGAGGGCCCAGAGACCAAAAUCUGAGCCCCGCCGUCCCCUACAGGACCCUCUGGACACCCUCCACCAAUACUGUGACUCUUCAGAUGAUGUCGGGAAGAACCCGAAGAGGAUAUUCUGCAGCCUGCCAAUGUACCUUUGUGUUGUUGAUGUUCAUUUGUAAAGUUAUAUUAUUGUAAUUAUCAUUAUUUGUAUAAUAAUUAAUUAUAUUUGUACCUAUUUGCUGAGCACAUAAUCUUAUACAAUGUAUACAACAUCUAAGCUCUUAAAUGCUUCUGGGAAGCAUGUAUGUUAUUAAAUUCAAAGAUAAAGCUAUAAUUGAGGGUACGUGCUGCACAACCACAUAUGUGUGCGCUUGUAUUGCGUGUGUGCUUGCGUGUGAGUAUGUAUGUGUGUCUCUGUACACGACCAUAUGUGUGCAUACAGACAAGUGAACCUGUAUAGAGUGUGCAUUACCGAAAGGCUCAGUUCAAGCAUUUCGCCUUCGUAUUGAUAUCUCUUUUGCACUGGUAUCAGUUUGAUUUCUAUGGUACAAAAUGUUACUCAGAUGUAAGCUGGUUUUACUUUGCCUUCUCUGUGUUGAUGAUUCAGUGUUUGUCCAAGAAUGGAUGUAAUAUUAUUUUAUUUUAAUGUUAAGGAUGAAAAAAUGACUUGGGUUUGAUUUUCUCAGACCUGCUCUUGUAGUACUGGAUUACAUAGAGGACAGGAGUCAGAGACGAUGUCUUUUUUAAUAAACUAUAUAUAAAUUAAUUAUUACUAA